Molecule: messenger RNA, 2439 nt
Organism: Eimeria maxima
Lineage: Eukaryota; Apicomplexa; Conoidasida; Eucoccidiorida; Eimeriidae
Exons: 3
Coding region: 1-2439 (812 amino acids)
Biological process (GO): regulation of transcription by RNA polymerase II
Cellular component (GO): nucleus; SWI/SNF complex
Molecular function (GO): transcription coregulator activity; DNA-binding transcription factor activity
Source: RefSeq, a predicted model, not a curated record
AUGGCGGGUACAUCCGCAGAUCCCGUGACCUGCGUGGAGCAGGGGUCAGGGGCGGGUGCUUCACAGCGGCAGCAACAGCAGCAGGAUCAAGGAAUAGUUGCUUCCUCUGAUGCUGCGUCUCUCAGUGCUGCUGAGGAGGAGGAUGAACAGAAGCAGCAAACAGAACGGAGCCAAAAACCCUCACAGAGAAGUGGAGACAACUCAAAGCGGCACUCGGUAAAUGGCUGGGGUGCCAGGUCUCCGUCGGCAGAGGAGCAGCAUCACCACCAGCAGCGGCAGGGGGAAGCAGGAGGAAGAGCAGAAGCUUCUGAUUCAACGGAAAGAGAAAACGGCGCCGAAGCGACAGGAGUGUCUGAGGUGGCCUUGGGUGAGCUCUCUGGAGGGCUUCCUUCACUUGCAGCAUUUUUGGCGGGACAAGCAAAUUUAAAGGCCUUGAGUUCCACGGAGGCUGUGUCUAAAGGGGAUGAGGGUCUCCAGGAGAAGGGAGAAGAGCCACCUGAGAGAGCACCGUCUCCUCCGGCAGCAGCAGCAAGUGCGCCAGCAGGAGGACAGUCGAGGGCCGGUGGGACGGCGACAUCAACAGCCGCCGACGCGGGGGCAGGAGAGACAGCCGAGGCGGAGGCAGAAGCAUCAGCUGCGCCCGGGGGUGAAGAAUGUGGGGGGGAAGGCGGUUUGCGUUCGUCUUCAGCAGCGGCGGCGGAGGAAGGUGCCGUUGCUGCGGCGGCUACGCCGCGACGACGGCAGCGGGUUGUGGGACCCGAAUUGUAUUUGCGUUGGCAGAUGUUGGCAAAGAGAGUAGAGCGCGUAAAGGGCGUUUGCUACAGCAGCACGCGCCACGAAUGGAUUGCGGUGGGGCCCGUGCAGCAAGGCAGUAGCGGGCGAAAGAAGAAUGUGUAUUUCUCAGUUCCGAGGUACGGCUUCUCUGAGGCGAGGCAGCUCGCCGUUGAAUGCAGGAGGAGACAGGAGGAGAUCCUAGCCGGCGGCGGAGACAAAGCUGUGGACGCAGCUGCAAUUGCUGCAGAACUCACGGAGAAGUAUAGGCAACGGGCAGGAGCAGCUGCUGCUGCAGCUGCAGCUGCUGCUGCUGCUGGCCAGCCGUUGCCUGAUGGCGAUGACAGCGACGAGCUUGAACGACUUGGUCUCACCCUCAUGGAGGAGACCGAUGAAGGCAGCAAAACAGAUGGAGAAGAAGCAACAGCAGCAGCAGACACAGACAGCAGCAGAGGCGCCGCUUCUGGUGGCGCCGGGACCAGCGCGCAGCAGGCAGCAGCCUCCCCUUCGGGGGGCAGGCCCUAUGAAUUGCGGAAGAGGAGGCCCCCCACAACGCACCUCAGCGACGAUGAGGCAACGGACGGAGCCGCCAGGCGUUCAUACACCAGGACGCAGCAGCAAGUGCAGCAGCAAAACAAUCCCAGAAAAAGAGGGAGGCCCCCGAGGUCGCGGGGUGGAGCCCCACUAAGCGACCUACCAGCCAUCGGAGGUACUUUCGCUGCUGCGGACCCGCAGCAGCAACUUAUAAUACAUGCACAGCACCAGCAGCAACAGCGGGGAGCUGCACCUACGGCGUGCAGCACAGGUAGCAGCAGUAGCCAAGGAGUGGGGACUAGCAGUAGCAGCAGCAGCAACAACAGCAGCAACAGCACCAUUAAUAUGCGUCUUUUGAGUGAAGCCCUGGGGAUGGUGCUGCAAGAUUUGCUGAGGCUCUGCUCCUCCCCCUCAGCUCUUAUUGCUGCUGGCGUUCCCCGCGAUGCCGUAGACCUCUGCGCCCUUAGCUGUCGCUGCAUUGAAGCAAGUCAACGACGAGUGCGCGCCGCUACAUCACCGCAGGAGUUAGAGGAAUUUGUGUCCCUCUUUCGAGACUGCAUUAUUCAGCAUAGACUACCCAGCAGCAGGAGGCCAGAACAGAUCCUCCUUUACGUAGAAGCUCUUGCCCGGAAAGAAAGCGCUGCUGCUGCGGCGGCGGCGGCGGCAGCAGCGGCUGCUGCGGCGGCGGGUGGAGGAGCUGCAGGUAGCGGCGCAGCCACAGCAGCCGCAGCAACAGGGGGACUAAGGGGCUCUCAGCUCCAACAGCAGCAACUGCUGUUGCUGCAGCAAAAAGGCGUAAAGAGGGACGCUUCACCCGUGAGGCCUCUGAAGACAUUGCCGUCAGUACCGCCACAGCAGCAACAGCAUCAGCAGCAGCGGCUGCAGCAGCUCCAGCUGCUGUCCCUGCUGCAGCAGCAGCAACAGCAACAACAGCAGCAGCACGAGGGGCUUCGGAGGCCUGCGGCGGAAGCGUCAACUUCCCCACCAAAGGAUGCAAUCCUAAGAAAGUAUGUCACCUUUGAGGCCUGGCGGCGCUCCUGCGUGGCUGCGUUGAACCGCGCAGAGAACUUCGGGGAUUUGCGCCGGUUGCCGCAACUCCGAGAUGCCAUUGUGUACAUCUUAGGCGCUGAUUAG